CCGUUUUCAACACGUCGAUAAUUAAAUACAUGCCGAUGCCGUGACAACGCCACAAUGGAGAGGGUUAAGACGCGCAAGCCACACAAGAAGUCGCGGAACGGCUGUCUUCCUUGCAAAGCCCGUCAUGUGAAGUGCGAUGAACAGCAGCCGAAUUGCGCAAAUUGCGUGAAGCAAGGGACGCCGUGCGAAUAUCGAGCAGCAAAAAGUCGUGAAGGGUCAAUCGGCUCACCAUUGCCCGUCACCUCGACCUACACACCUUCAUCAACAGAAGGCGGGGUGCCCGAGCCAUCCAUUCCAGGUCUGCCUGUUUCGCCGGUACAAGGUCCAACAGCUAUCAACCUCCUUCAAUUGCGUCUUCUACAUCAUUACACGACCGUCACCGCUCAAUCUCUCGGAGCGGACUCAGAGGCCCAUGGGAUUUACGCAACUGUAGUCGUGCAGACCGCUUUCGAGUAUCCUUUUCUUCUUCACGUGCUCCUCGCACUAGCCGCUCUCCAUCUUAGUCGGCUUCCAGAGUGUAGCUCAAGAGCCGUUGAGUAUGCUCUGAUAGGCGGUAGGCAUCACGACACUGCUCUUGCGACUUUUCAAGCUUCUGUCCGUGACAUCGACGAGAGUAAUUUCAAAGCUGUCCUCAUGUUUGCAGGAGUACUAUUCCCAUACUCCUGCGCAAGCUCUGUCGAUUCUGGCCACGACGUAGAACACGCAUUGGAGUCUCUACUGGCCAACUUCACUCUGACCAGACGAGUCCGGCCAAUGGUUUCGAGCUUCUACAGUGCAAUGAAAGCGUCUGUCCUGGAGAAGCUGAUACCAAAAGAUACUCAGGGCAUUGACUGGCUCAUCCAAGAACCGCCGAUCGAUACCGAACUCGUGCAGUUACGCAAGUUUGCCGAAGCCAUACACCAGCUCUACCCUCCUGAUAUUGUUGAUGCGUACGGCUUUGCCAUUCACAUUCUGAUCCUCACUUUUGAAGCAGCGGAGAAAUCUCACGAACCGCCCUCUGACGCACUCCUGAAGAUCUGGAUACACUUCGUAAGCGAUCGCUACGUGGAGCUACUAUCAGAGCGACAACCUGGAUCGCUCAUCAUCUACGCACACUACGCUGUUCUCUUACAGCGGAGUAGUGUUCAACACUGGUAUCUGGCCGGUAUGGCCGAGCAAAUCUUGCGCGUUGCCGAAGCACUGGUCCCCAGCGAGUGGAGCGGCUGGUUGGACUGGCCGAAGGAGCAGCUCCGAAGCCAUCAAAACCCCUAUACCCCAAGAUGAGGAAGCCCAGUACCGGAAAUAGCUGCAUGUACUUUGUUUCGACGCAAAGGGCGCGGUCAUUGAAAACGUUGAUAUAUAGAGAGGGCCCAUUGCCGGGAUGCGCAUCGAUAUUGCGUUAGCUAUCAAAACUCUGGAGAUUAUGGCGAGCACUGUAGUGAAAUACAGCCACUACAGAUGAUUUGCGCAUCUUUACGUCAUACCUAAUAUUGCGUGCAAUGCCGCCACUGGUGACAACCAAGCCAUAGCUCUUGCAAACGACUAUCUGCUCUAAGCUAAUAUUGAAAGCGACUUUUCAAAUUGGAACUGAACCUAGCAGCGACUUCAGCAGACUCCUGCACAAGCCGAAUACGGAUCCGCAAACGA
Messenger RNA from Didymella exigua CBS 183.55, 1626 nucleotides. RefSeq lists its product as uncharacterized. Gene Ontology annotation, molecular function: DNA-binding transcription activator activity, RNA polymerase II-specific; zinc ion binding. The coding region runs from base 55 to 1263 and encodes 402 amino acids. Gene Ontology annotation, biological process: regulation of transcription by RNA polymerase II. Lineage: Eukaryota; Fungi; Ascomycota; Dothideomycetes; Pleosporales; Didymellaceae. The transcript is spliced from 3 exons. The record is from RefSeq and is a predicted model, not a curated record.